UCUCCACUUACAGUCAGAGAUAGAGUCUGUCUACACGCAGAAGUUCACGAGUCUUUACUGUUCUUGUCCACAUCGCACAGAAAAUGGACACAAACGCUCUAUGCUUUGGUACUUGUGUGAAGUGCACAGGAGACAUUUACAGAGCAGAUCAGGCAUGUCAAGCCAUGGGAGAACUGUAUCAUGAUCGCUGCUUUACCUGCUUUACCUGCAGAUGACAUUGAUAAAGCUCCAGAGGAGACGAGACAAUACAGAUCGAUUAAAGAAAGAAAAGAAAGACAUGGCACAUUGCAGAAGGCUCACAUGAAAGACAAUCAGUCAUCAACAUCUGAUUCUGGGUGCUGGGGAUCUCACCUGAACCGAAAGAAUCUUGCAGCUGCUGUUCCAAAACUUACAUCAGAUGAUAAGGAGACACUUACAGCUUUUGCCCAAUACUUCGGAAUGAAGUUGAAGAACAAUCUUGUAUCUUUGACAAAGGAAAGGUCAUUUUCUUUGGAGAAAGCAGUGACCCCUCGUCAAACACCAAGCAAACCAUUGAAGGACACUCCAGACUCCAACACAACACCAAGUAUAGAGACCCACACACCAAAGCCCUCAAACACGUUCCCAGAUGCCAGCCUAUCUCCAGCUGUGCAGACCAACAGUGCAGAAUUUGAGGACGAGCAAUCGGAUCCAUUCCUUUCGAUCACACCGUCCAAGUCCUGGUCACCAUCCUUGAGGUCGGCACACAAGAGCGUGGAGAAGGUCCAAUUCCUUAAGCAGUCCAUGACCAAGAGGCUUUCAUCUGUGGAUAGUGGCUGGUUAGUACGCUUCCAGGUCUUCGAUGAAGUGGAGGAACCCCGGAAACCCAUCGCUGGGAAUUCUGGGAAAACUGGGAAAACCAACUAAGGAUUUUUAUAGCCUAAUUUUACAAACAAAAUGGUGUCAAAUAAAGUUCAAACAGUCCCACAAACUUCAGUGGUUGAAUUAGGGACAGAUCUAGUGAAGUCACCAGUAGGAGGCGUUGUUGGGCUGGAUAUUGAACCUGGCUCCCUGGGGCCUGCUGGUGAAUGGGUAAAUCACAGAAAUGGGCGACUACCAUGGAAGAUGCUGAGAUAGGCUCAGAGGAGGCGAGUUCUGCUGCCCACACCAAGAAAUGCAAAACAAAAGCCAGAAAAGGCCAAGAUGCUGCUAAAAUCCCAAAAGCAGGGAGUGAAAAGAAAAAGAGUCAAAAAGACAAAGAGAAGCUGAGGAUGAGGGGGAUGAAUCAGACAAGAAGGAUGGAGGUGUAAAAAAAGGACGGAUAACUAAGAAAGGAGAGGCAGCUGAGGAAGAUCAGCCCAAAAAAUGAGGAAAGAAGAAAGGAAAAGCUGAGGAGGAAGAGUUGGAGGAUACUAGGCAUAAAAAGAAAACCAAGAAAUCGCCGAUGCCUCAGGAGAAUCUAGUGGGAGAGGAGGAUGAGGAGGAGGUCAGAGCUGCUAAAUCUAGAGUAAGGAACACUGUCAGGGUCAGGUCCACCAAAAACUCAGACGAAAACUUUGUGAAAAUCAAUCUGAAGAAGUCUCAUGUAAAAUGAUUUGCUUUAAGAUGAGCUGCACUGAGGAAACAGGUCUGCCACACUGGUUGUGCUGUCCACCGGUAUGGAAAGUCUUUAUGCUACCAGCUUUCUGCAUACCUGUACGCUCAGAGGUCAAAGUGCAUCAUGCUGGUUGUGUCUCCUCUUGUGUCUCUUAUGCACGACCAGAUGUUUCGGUCUCAGAAUGUGCAGUGAUUAUUUUCGGUGAUAUUUGAAUAAAGGAAAUGUAUUGUGUUUAAUUGUAACAUUGUUUAAUGUUUGUGAAGCUCUCUGGACUCCCGCCGAAGCUGAAAGCUUCCUGUAUCCACUCAAACGUGUCUCAGAAACAGAGAGAAACGGCUAUUGAAAAGGUGAAGGCCGGUCAGGUGCAUGUUCUGCUGUUGUCUCUUGAAGCUUAAGUUGGUGGGGGUCACUCAGGGUCAGGUUGUCUGCCUCCUGCAGAUCAGCUCCCACCAGUGGCAUUUGCCUGUAUUGACGAAGCUCACUGUGUCUGAAUGGUCACACAACUUCAGACCCUGUUACUUGAGACACUGCAAGAUGAGGCUCUUGUCUUUUACAUUUUAGGACUCCAUGACAUAUGGAUAUGAUUGAAUUCACCUUUUAUUUAUGUAUAUUAUGUGUGUUGUGUAGGUGCUCAGGGAUCGGUUGGUUGUGCGUUGUCUCCUGGGUCUCACCGCCACAGCUACUCUGUCCACAGUGCUGGAUAUCGCCCGACACUUGGACAUUAGCGAUCAGGAUGGAAUCGCUGUUCGCUCUGCAGCUGUUCCACAGAAUCUCCAGCUGUCUGUUUCUAUGGACAGAGACAAAGACCAGGAGUGUUUUGAAGAGUCACAUGAAGGGCUCAAUUUAUUCCCACGCCGGCCAAUGACAACAGAGGGGGAGUCGGAGGAGUCCAUUACUGCAGAGAGAGAGAGGGGGAGAGUGACACUGGUCUGAUAAUGAGUGACGUGUGUCACAUGCAUGAGAGAGCCAUCCCCAUGCAGGAGACUGUGGAAACCCUUGACAUCACUGAAGAGAGUGUAGAAACACUGUUGUGUUACCUGGAUCUGCAUCCUCAGCAGUGGGUGGAGCCUCUCCAUCCAACUCUCUCUGUCUGCAAGCUGCAGUGCUACGGCGGACCACAACAACUGCGCACACUCACUAAACUGUAUGGUCUGUAUGGAGGCACAGGAUGGAGUGGCGUCCAUGUGGAGUUCUCAGAUCUGUCCUUCUACAUCCAUUCUUAUGGCAACCUGACGGUGGAUGAACUGUUCGCAGUUUGUGCGCUCCUGCACAGCAGGGUGAUGGCACAAGAGAGGACACAGCUGUACCAGCUGAAAACCUGUUUCACAGUGUUGUGUAUUGUAACUGCAGUCUUUAUAUGGAUGAUCUGGAUGACAGCAGAAUUCAGGCACUGAAGGAGCUGCUGCGAGAUUACUUUGAUAAGAGGAGAAAUCUGGACCUGAGCAAACACUAUCAGAAGGAAGAGGAUGAUGAAGAAGAAGCUCUCAACAAGCUCUCAAGAAGUGUGUUUUCGCUUAUUUACUCUACUGCUGUUCUGUCUAAAUAUAAGUGGGAUGUUAAAGCUGAACUCUUUAAAAAAAAUAAAUAAAAUUAUCCCCUUUUCUCCCAAUUUGGAAUAUCCAAUUCCCACUACUUAGUAGGUCCUCGUGGUGGCGCGGUUACUCACCUCAAUCUGGGUGGUGGAGGACAAGUCUCAGUUGCCUCCGCUUCUGAGACCGUCAAUCCGCGCAUCUUAUCACGUGACUCGUUGUGCAUAACACCGCAGAGACUCACAGCAUGUGGAGGCUCAUGCUACUCUCCGCGAUCCACGCACAACUUACCACACGCCCCAUUGAGAGCGAGAACCACUAAUCGCAACCACGAGGAGGUUACCCCAUGUGACUCUACCCUCCCUAGCAACCGGGCCAAUUUGGUUGCUUAGGAGACCUGGCUGGAGUCACUCAGAUUCGAACUCACAACUCCAGGGGUGGUAGUCAGCGUCAAUUAAUGUAUCAGGAUAUUGUUGUUUUUUUACAGUUGGGACAAUAGUUCAGAUUUUUACUUCCCCUGCCAAUAUCUUCAAAGGCCCCAUCACAUAAAAGUGGUUAUUUUUAUGCAGUGGUGCCAUUAAUCUAUAUAUAUAGAGAGCGAGAGAGAGAGAGUGAAACAAUAUUUCUAUUUUGCAUUAAAUUGUACAUUUUUGUUUCUUCUAGGUGUUUAAUUUCCAUAAAAGGGUUGAAAUUGUAAAGCAAUGUAUUGUAAUUCACACACACACACACACAAAAUGUUUAAUACAUCACAGAAAGCCAUAUAUGUUUAAGUUGAAGCUAUUCUUAUUGUUGAGACACGCUUGAUUCCUUUGGUGAACCAGAACCGGUACAGAACUAUACUAUACUUGUCCAAUCUGUACUGUGAUGGGCAGUAUUGUGCCCUUUUGUGUGCCCAACACAGGUAACUUGGUACAAAGCACAAAAGACUUGGUUUCUCAAUUUUGAAAGAAGAGGAAGACCACUGUAGAUCAUCUUGUUUAGAACAACUGUAAUUUAAGAUCUGUGGAGUUCAUAUUUGUUCAGAGAUCUGGGGACAAAAUUAACUGUGUUUGAUGAUCAGUAUUAAAGGGAUAGUCCAACC
Messenger RNA from Myxocyprinus asiaticus (Chinese sucker), 4165 nucleotides. RefSeq names its product ATP-dependent DNA helicase Q4-like. The transcript is spliced from 13 exons. The record is from RefSeq and is a predicted model, not a curated record. Bases 181 to 885 code for a protein of 234 amino acids. NCBI's taxonomy places the organism in Eukaryota, Metazoa, Chordata, Actinopteri, Cypriniformes, Catostomidae.